Cylicostephanus goldi is the source of this 543-nucleotide messenger RNA. The record is from the annotation of a GenBank genome assembly. Lineage: Eukaryota; Metazoa; Nematoda; Chromadorea; Rhabditida; Strongylidae.
AUGAUUUGUCUCACACCACCAUCCCAAGCCGGAGCUGAUCCAUCGUCAGGGUGGGCACCAAAAAAUAUGAAUCGAGCAGGCAAAAAUCAACCUGCGCCUGCAGCCCGAGCGAAUCGAGUGCAUCGGGAUCCACGACCGAAUGGCACCAAGCAUGGUCGAGCUGCAAAACACGAGCACCGAGAAUGGGGUGAUCGCCAUGGAGAACUUAAAGAAGAGAAAGUUGCUCCACAUAAAGAUGCAUGGACGAAAUUCCUCUCUAAUGAGGAUCCCGGCCAAAGGACGGUGUUCGACAGCGAACUUGAAGAUCGAGUGCUUGAGACGGAAGAAGAGACGCUUCCUGAGCGAAUUUCUCGAAUCAGCGCCGAUGACCUUGAGUUCCAAAUGGCAUAUAAUGCCAGCAAGGUACAUAUCCAGCUUGUAAAAAAUAUCAUUUUGGGAAGAUACCGAAAUUUGGAUCAGCAUUACGUGCUUUCUAUUAAGGGGAAAGCGCUGCUGUCUUUGAGAACGCGUUACAUGAUUUUUCGAAUUGCAAAAUUGGCAUGA